CCAGAACAUACCAGAAUGGCUUUGCGGACGAAAACAGAUAAAAGAUAGUUCUCUUUUACGUCUGGGACAACGGUAUUAACAGAGACUUGUGGCUGGGUUAUUAAUUCUUUGUGCGAAUUGACCGUAAACGUCUUGCUUUAUCUUAAGAAGCGAGAAAGUAUCAAUUCUAUCCUUUUUCCUGUAGGUUCGUAUAUCUACCAUAAGCGCUUAUUGUUUCAUAACCCAUCCAGCAAUGUUCCAUGUAUUUUAUCUCGAGCUCCGAGUCACGAUCUGGUUACCCUGCUCAACCCUUCCACUUACACCGUAACGUUUGCUUGAUAAAAUGGCAGAACCGCAAUUAGCACAAGUCCCUCCUCUCCCACAUGGGCAAAGGCAUCAUUUAUUUGGGGCUACCGAAGUUCAUAGGAACUUGAACGAAUUAAAACUGAACUUCAAUAACGUGGUGUCGAAAUGGAAAUAUGAGGGACUCGAAAGCUUCAGUUUAGGGAAUAUAGUUGUUCGCUUAGGAGUUAAGGAAGGUCAAAUAACUAAGACUCGGUAUCGUAGACUAGCCAUAAAGCGAGCCCUCACUGACAACGCCGAGGACACGCUGAGGAACGAGAUCGAAACGAUCCAGGCUAUGCACCCCGCAGAACACAUCAUACACCCAAUAGUUACAUGCGAAUACCCGCCUCCGCCAGGACAGGCUGGAGGUGCGGGAGGUGCGGGAGGUGGUGGUCCUGCUGAGAAUGCAGCUGAUGAGCUUAGUCGACUGUUUCGACAGGUCAGCGUAAAAGCCAAGGAAGCAAUUAGGGAUCCUCAUAUCCCUUCUCGGCUGAGAGGGAGGCGGCAAGAUCAUAGAAUGACUACUAGAAGGGUCGUUAAGGAAUUAAACUUGGCGGCGCUAAAUGACUACCCAUAUAUGAUAUCGGAGUAUCUCGAGAAUGGCAAUCUGGACAGGUUGUUACAUAGAAUCUCAUAUCAUCAAGUUCCCAUCCCGAAUCGGGUCCUCUGGUCUAUAGCCCUCUGUAUGUUGAGGGCUUGUAUAGGAAUGGCAUACGGGAGGCCUUCACGGGAGGAUCUCGUAGCCGGUAUCAGGGGAGAAAUUCCAGAACCAAGACUAGAAACUAUUCCACCGGGUGACGCCGGUCCGAGAGGCUUAGUUCAUGGACGUAUCGAGAGCAAGAAUCUUAUAUUCGGUACCCCUGACAAUUUCCGGGAACAUAGCUUCGUGGCCCCUCUUAAACUCGCCGGUUUCUCGCAAGCACACAUGAUCGAGGAUGCUCGUGGCCCAAAAGAAAAUCUGUUAGGGAUGGGAAAAAUGCUCUUCAUCUUAGCCAUGAACGACUACAACCAAGAAAUUCUCCAUGACUCUAUGGUACAGCCAACAAUCCAGAAUGGAAUUUGGACGUACGCAACCUUACUAUAUGAAGACAAUCCUAAUAUUGACCUGGAUCUAAAAAAUUUAAUCGGAUACUGGAUGAACUGCGACCCUAACUUGAUGGUUAACGUACGGCAUGUACUCCCGCUAGUCGAAAAGGCUGUCGAGGAAAGGGGCGAGGCGUUUUAUCCCGGAGUACAUCGAGAGACGGACGCCUCUGUUAGAGCCUUCCUACAGCUCAUGAUAUACGAUGCAGCUCAAGAACCACCAAUGCUGGUAGCACAUAUGGAAGAAGUACCACCAUUCCCGCUACCAGCAUUUUUUGAUCAUCCUGGUGACGGCGACGGGCCUGCUGAAGAAGAUAUGUUAGACGGACCCGCUGACGAAGACGACGAUUUCUUCGAGGUCCCUCCAGAAUUUCAUGCUCCGGAAGACUUUCCCGAUCCACCAAUAAAGCACCCUGUAGGUGGUUUGUUUCCGCCGCAUGACCUCCCUGUUCCACCGCCAGAAAAUAAGAUACCGCCGCUGGAUCUUGCCAACGACGGCGAGGACGCUCCCGCCAACGAGGAACAACCUAAACAACCUCAUGACCCUCUUUACGACGAUUAGAUUCCACUAUGUAUUGCUGCGCUAUUUCUAGAAUGGGUAAUCGGUGCCAGUCCCUGGUUAGGUAGUCCUGGAGUAUUUAUGGGUAGUUUACAACUCUCCAAAGGUAGACCAUCUAGAAAGUACCUAAAGGUAUAUUAUAGGAUAACCUAGGUAGUGAUAUAAUCUACCCUGUAAUAUAAUGUACUUAUUACACUAGUAUAGAUAUUUAUCCUUUAUCGUGGCCUUAGUAGCCAUUUUUAAUUUCCUAGAGAUUCUCUCGUCCAUUUUGCUCGACGUACAUUCAUCGCCCUUCUAGGAUUAAGUCAAGUUUAUUUAAUCGAAUUUUCUUUACUCUGGAAUUCUUAAAGUAUACGUGGU
Messenger RNA from Daldinia decipiens, 2326 nucleotides. RefSeq lists its product as uncharacterized. Bases 323 to 1969 code for a protein of 548 amino acids. NCBI's taxonomy places the organism in Eukaryota, Fungi, Ascomycota, Sordariomycetes, Xylariales, Hypoxylaceae. The transcript has 4 exons. The record is from RefSeq and is a predicted model, not a curated record.